Messenger RNA from Paramecium sonneborni, 500 nucleotides. NCBI's taxonomy places the organism in Eukaryota, Ciliophora, Oligohymenophorea, Peniculida, Parameciidae. The record is from the annotation of a GenBank genome assembly.
AUGUAGCCUUAGUAUUUAAAGACUUUAUAAUAUUGCUAAUAAAAGUAUUAGACAAUCCUACCUAAUCAGGAUGUAAAGUUCGUAUAUUUCUUUAUUAAACUAGACCCUUGUACAAAGUAAUCAAAUUACCUAAAUUUUCGCUUAAUAUGAAAUCUUAGUUCAGUUGUUGAUCUAAAAUGCAUUAUUUUGUAAGUCGGAAGCUUUAAGAUAAAAAACUAUUUAGAUGUUAGAACAAUUAGAAAAACAAGAUCAUGCAUCAUUAUACAGUAUUGAUUUGUCAUAAUUUAAUGACAAUCCUCUCGCAAUUGAAGUCUCUCCUUUAUAAAGUUCUUUUUAACUUCCUCUGUUAAAGCAAUAUAAAACCUUAUUAGAAAGCAUUAAUAAAAAUUUUGACGAUAAAAUAGUUAUACUUAAAAAAUAUAUUCCUCUUAUUUAAACUAGUUAUUUACCUUNUCUAGUUUUCUAGUUAACCUUUCUAAAGCAUUUACAAGAAAAUUUGA